Molecule: messenger RNA, 240 nt
Organism: Colletotrichum abscissum
Lineage: Eukaryota; Fungi; Ascomycota; Sordariomycetes; Glomerellales; Glomerellaceae
Exons: 1
Coding region: 1-240 (79 amino acids)
Source: RefSeq, a predicted model, not a curated record
AUGGCCGAUCUCACAACUAGCCUGGCUACCAGGUCACUCCCGAAAAUCGAGACGAUCCAGAAUGGACCACUGUCAGGUCUCCAGGCAUAUGGGUCGCUCCUCCUCGUCUCAAGCGUCAUCGUCGUUGUACUCAUCGCCAACAUCCUCGAACGAUGGCUACUGGAAAGAGUAUACGGCGAGAUCUAUGCAGUCUUACAGCGCCCUGAGAACGAAAAGAGACGGCGCUCCUUCACGUACUAA